CCCCUCGUUACACUAAAGCAGAUGGUCCGAUAAGAAUCAAAAUGUCGAACAAAUCGCAAACCCAGCAGACUUUGCUGGACAUCUUUCAGGAGAUACUGGCAGCGUCUGGAAACUCUUCGGAUUCCAUCAAUGAGACCCAGAUCGUUUCUGUGAUGAGGGAGCAGAGCCGGUAUGGCGGGAAUGAUUUGGAAGCCACGUUGAUGAAGAUGAUGAAGGAUGCUAGGAAGAAGAUGAAUUUUACCCUGACCUGUGAUUACUGCGUGGGAGAUGUUUGGGAUGUGGUCCACGCGUAUAACGGGAUCCAUGGAUAUGUCAGUCUUUUGGUAUGCACCAUAGGAGUGAUAGCAAACUCCAUGAACGUGGCGGUGUUGACGCGUCGCGACAUGGCGGCCGCGCCCAUCAACCGGCUGCUGAAGUGGCUGGCGGUGGCCGACGUCUUCGUCAUGCUGGAGUAUGUGCCUUUCUCCAUCUACAGAUACUUGGUGUUGCCAGAGAAGCUGGAUUUCCCGUACUCGUGGGCGAUAUACAUGCUGUUCCACAUGCACUUCGCUCAGAUCCUGCACACCGCGUCCAUCUGCCUCACGCUGUCGCUAGCUAUUUGGAGAUACAUAGCCAUCAAGUACUCGGACAGAAGCCACAUCCUUUGCACGGAGAGGCGGUGCAGCAUCGCCAUCCUGACCAGCUUUAUAUUGCCGCCCAUACUCUGCACGCCCACUUUCAUGGUAUUUGACAUUCACACGAAGAAUGUGACGGACAUCAACGGAAACCCCGACAUAGCAUACCACGUCGACUCUGACUACGAAGGCACCCUAUACCAGGCGAACUUCUGGGUGCACGCGGUUCUGAUCAAGCUGCUGCCUUGUUCCAUCCUAACCGUCAUCAGUAUAUGGCUGAUCAGAGCGUUAUACAACGCAAAUCAGCACCAGAAGCUAUUGAGGAACUAUAACAACUGCCCAGCAGCCGAGAAGAUGAUUAAGCGUCAGAACAAAGCAGACAAAAGAACUGACAGAACGACAAAGAUGUUGCUAGCAGUUCUACUGCUGUUCCUGGUUACAGAGCUGCCCCAAGGGAUAUUGGGUCUUAUGAGUGGGUUAUUAGGGUGGUGUUUCUUCAAAGGCUGUUACAACCUGUUCGGGGAAUUGAUGGAUUUCCUGGCGCUGCUGAACGGGGCGAUCAACUUCGUGCUGUAUUGUUCUAUGUCGAGGCAGUUCAGGCAGACCUUCAGGCAGCUGAUCCUGCAGCCGCCGCUCGCCAGGUUCAUCCCUACAAACGUGUCGCAUACGGAUUCUCACAACCAGAACACGUAUGUAUUGCAAACGAGUAAAAACUUCAAUUCCAUGAGGGCGACUGAUAAAGGCGCAGAAUCCUAUGGUUUGCGAACAAUUCCUGUGAGCACGAGUGUCUGCGCUACGUAGGAACGCUACGCCGUAGCACCUACAUAUCCGUGAAUUUACUACGACGUAGUAGUACUACGAUAGUCUUGCUACGGUUCCGCGAUGAAAGAGUGGCAAUUUUAUGUAGUGAUUUACAGUCAAAACUCAUAAUCGGUCAAAACCACUUUUGACCGCAAAAAUCAGUCAAAAGUGAUAUUGACU
Molecule: messenger RNA, 1595 nt
Organism: Ostrinia furnacalis (Asian corn borer)
Lineage: Eukaryota; Metazoa; Arthropoda; Insecta; Lepidoptera; Crambidae
Gene: NGR-A8
Product: neuropeptide receptor A8
Exons: 6
Coding region: 42-1415 (457 amino acids)
Biological process (GO): G protein-coupled receptor signaling pathway
Cellular component (GO): plasma membrane
Molecular function (GO): G protein-coupled peptide receptor activity
Source: RefSeq, a predicted model, not a curated record